AUGGGCGUGGUUGCGAAAUUAUGGAAAGUACGGGGACCUCUCCUCGGCCAAGUGAGCAAAAAGGAUUUCAUCCUCGAUAAGCAAACUUUAUCGAAUCCUGAGGAUGGAGAAUUCCUCGCAGAAGCCGUCUACCUCGCCGUUGACCCAUAUAUGAAAGCGUUUGGGUUUCAACAUAAGAGUGGUGAGGUCAUGUCGUCGAUACAUCCCUUUUUGAACCAAGUGGCCAGAGUCACGGAGAGUAAGAAUAAGAAAAUUCCAGUUGGAACAAUGGUAAGUUGUUCUAAAGGAUGGAGAACGCACUUCAUCAGCGAUGGAACUGAUAUGACCGUCGUACCAGAUGUCGAUGGCCUGUCACCAUCACAUGCCCUUGGAGCAUUGGGUAUGCCCGGGCUGACAGCAUAUUAUUCCCUAAUGGAUGUUUGCCAACCUAAAGCGGGCGUCAUUGUAGUGAACACAGCUGCAGGAGCUGUUGGUUACCUCACAGUUCAAAUCGCCAAAGCUGUGGGCUGCAAAGUUAUUGCAUACGCUGGAACCGAUGAGAAGUGUGCCUGGCUGAAAGAACUGGGAGUAGAUUACGCCUACAACUACAAGUGUAUAGUGCUGCGCACUAUACCAGUAUUUAUGGAACAAUCUCUUCACGUUGAUCAUGAACUGCAGUAAAUAUAUUCCUUUCGUUCAAAUAUUGUUUCAUGUCGCGAACGAGUGAGGGCUCCCAAUAAGGACUUCCAGUUAAAAGACCUUCGACCUUAGUUGAUGAUAUGGUGUUUGUACGAUAUGAAAGUUGUUAUUGAUGUUUGCUUAGAGUCCUUCUCAGACCCCUCGCUUGUUUGCGUGUCAUGAAGCAGUAUCAUGUUGCAAUGCUACCAUUUAGGCCUUUCGCUU
Lineus longissimus is the source of this 882-nucleotide messenger RNA. RefSeq names its product prostaglandin reductase 1-like. Gene Ontology annotation, molecular function: 15-oxoprostaglandin 13-reductase [NAD(P)+] activity. NCBI's taxonomy places the organism in Eukaryota, Metazoa, Nemertea, Pilidiophora, Heteronemertea, Lineidae. Gene Ontology annotation, biological process: prostaglandin metabolic process. The record is from RefSeq and is a predicted model, not a curated record.